ACGCCAAGCCGGUUGCGUUACCAUUGGUUGUUUCACCUUUCGAGCGCGUUCAUUCCUCUGGCGCUGCGCAACGGAACGGCAGCGCGCGACACUCACAUCAAGACCGUGGAGAACGAGGACGUCACAGAGACCCGGUCGGUGCGGCGCUAAUCCAAAAAAAACCGUACUUUUAAAAAGUUCAAGAGCGAAACGCGGUCGGAUACAACGGUCAUCCCCCCCUCCCUCGCGCCAUGAAGAACCUUCUCCCCAAGCUGUGGAUCUUCAUCGCUCCGGCUGUCUUCCUCCCUUCGCUCAGCUCUGCCGAGUACGAUUACCCGUACACCUGGAAACCGGAGGGGACGUGGAUGCAAAAUUACGGCAAAAGCCCGCAGUGCAUGGACAUUCCCAAAGACCUGAAGUUGUGUUUCAACGUGGGUUACCGCCAGAUGCUGCUUCCCAAUCUGCUGGAGCACGAAACCAUAGCGGAGGUGAAGCAGCAGGCGGUCAGCUGGGUUCCUCUGGUGCACAAAGCUUGUCACCCGGGCACGCAAGUUUUCCUCUGCUCGCUCUUCGCCCCGGUGUGCCUCGAAAGGCCCAUAUAUCCGUGCCGCUGGCUGUGCGAGGCUGUCCGGGACAGUUGCACCCCUAUUAUGAAUGCGUUUGGGUUCCCUUGGCCUGAAAUGCUCAACUGUGACAAGUUUCCCCUGGGCGACGUGUGCCUUUCCAUGAACACCACCAGCAGCGAUGAUACGGACAAAACAGGUGUCUCUUCUGUUUGCCCGCCAUGUGACAAUGAGAUGAACACGGACGCAAUCCUGGAACACUUGUGUGCCAGUGAAUUUGCAAUCAAGACGAAGAUUAAGGAGGUCAAAAAAGACAACUUAGACCGAAAAGUCAUUCUGCAAAAAAAGAGAAAAGCGGUGAAGGUUGGAAAUCUGAACAAGCAGGACCUAAAGAAGCUUGUGCUUCACCUGAAAAAUGGAGCGGACUGUCCAUGCCAACAACUGGAAAACCUGGCGAACAACUACUUAAUCAUGGGCCGAAGUGUGGGGCAACAGUAUAUACUGACAGCCAUUCAUAAGUGGGACAAAUCUAGCAAAGAAUUUAAGAAAGCCCUUAAAAAACUUAAAAGCCAUAAAUGUCAAGUUUUUGAGACAGUGUUCAAGUGAUUUCUGAUCAAUGGGUUACUAAUCUUCGUGAACUUUCCAUUAUAGCAUUAUAUUACAUUUUCCAUUACAGUACAGUAUAGAAGGGAACCAUCCAACUAGUUAGUCUGUUUGCCCAAUAAAUGUCUGAGCGCAUACAAACAAACAAGUAGCUCAGUUUUUCAAAUGUUCUUAAACUUUCCGAUCCAGCUACAAAAGUUAUUCACAGUUAUUUACAUCCCAUUAUUAAGUCAGCGUGAGUUCUGCUUUUGCAAACACUGCCUUUUCGAUAUAUCUUAAUGUUUUCACGGUGAAAAUGAUGUAUCCAUGCAAUCUGUUAAUGACGUUUAUGUUGUAUAAUAUCCAUCACAGCUAUCAGUAAAAUGCGUAAGACAUGCACCUUAAACGAUAAAGAGACUCGAUGACUGUUUGUUGUUGCAUAGGACGCAAAUGACAGUCGGUCAUGCGGUGGGAGGUGUAUAGCAUGCCCGAGGACAGAGCACAACGCACUGUAAUCGUUUGACAUUAAAAGAGAAAAUAUUUU
This is a messenger RNA of Puntigrus tetrazona (Sumatra barb), 1668 nucleotides long. RefSeq names its product secreted frizzled-related protein 1b (gene sfrp1b). Gene Ontology annotation, molecular function: Wnt-protein binding. The coding region runs from base 231 to 1148 and encodes 305 amino acids. Lineage: Eukaryota; Metazoa; Chordata; Actinopteri; Cypriniformes; Cyprinidae. The record is from RefSeq and is a predicted model, not a curated record. The transcript is spliced from 3 exons. Gene Ontology annotation, biological process: non-canonical Wnt signaling pathway; negative regulation of canonical Wnt signaling pathway; canonical Wnt signaling pathway.